AGGCCCAGGACGAGUAUAAAUACAUGGACAAGGUCCUCUCAUUCCAACCUAGAACAUCCAAGCCCAAGCAUUUUUCUUAUAAGACUACCCUACAAAACAAGAUGUACAUCUUCUCAGCCAUCACCGCUCUCCUCUUGAGUGCCUCACCGGCCAUUGUCUCCGGGGCCUCUAUUCCUGAUCCUCUAGAACGACGAGACUACUGUGGCACGCUCACCACGUUCGCCGAGUCGGACGCCGUUGCCCUGGCAAAUUCGCUCCAGAAUGCUGAAAAUGCUAAUGGGGAAAUGAAAUAUGUUCCCGCCCAUAGCUAUCAAGAGUGGGACUGGGGAAGUGCAAGGCUUUGUGUCUGGAACGAUUACAUAGCCGAAAACACGCAUGUUUCGCUGUGGGAGGCUGGAUGGGCAGCCGGAUAUAUUAAUAAUAAGUGUUGCAAAGGGUCUGAAUGCACUGGAGGAGAAGCCACUGCUCAUGGCGAUAGCGGACUCCGUCUUAGGGUUGUCCUGAAGGGCACGAGCGAGUCCUGUAUGUAGAGAGGUUAUCUUCUCUUGCUACCUACUCGCUAUGGAUUACUAGAAUCAGCAGUAUAUAAACAUCCGAGAAAGAAGUGCGAGAAAUUAUUACUGAGGUCGGUCUGAGAGUCUAGGGACAUAGUCGCCUGUGGAAGUUGAGAAAAGGGGUUAAACUGACGGUAAAGAAAUGGCAGUGACGGGCCAAGGAGUAUAUAAACGCCGUGCAUGAUAUGGGAACUAUUAGUCAUCGAACAGCAUGUAGUUACCUAAAUUUUUAGUGUGUACAACGAGAGCCAUGAUUGCUGUUAUG
Molecule: messenger RNA, 819 nt
Organism: Talaromyces stipitatus ATCC 10500
Lineage: Eukaryota; Fungi; Ascomycota; Eurotiomycetes; Eurotiales; Trichocomaceae
Exons: 2
Coding region: 24-530 (168 amino acids)
Source: RefSeq, a predicted model, not a curated record